CCGACGCGGUGCCACAGUCCUGCGGGGCGAGCGGGCGCAAAGGCACCAGGGCGCGCCGAGCCUCACGGCCCAGGCAGGCCGCGCCCGCCGGGAGGCCUCCAGCCAUGGGGUCGGCAGCAUUGGAGAUCCUGGGCCUGGUACUGUGCCUGGUGGGCUGGGUGGGCCUGAUCCUGGCGUGCGGGCUGCCCAUGUGGCAGGUGACUGCCUUCCUGGACCACAACAUCGUGACGGCGCAGACCACCUGGAAGGGGCUGUGGAUGUCGUGUGUGGUGCAGAGCACCGGCCACAUGCAGUGCAAGGUGUACGACUCGGUGCUGGCGCUGAGCACUGAGGUGCAGGCGGCGCGGGCGCUCACCGUGAGCGCCGUGCUGCUGGCGCUCGUCGCGCUCUUCGUGACCCUGGCGGGCGCGCAGUGCACCACCUGCGUGGCCCAGGGCCCGGGCAAGGCGCGCGUGGCCCUCACGGGCGGCGCGCUCUACGCGCUCUGCGGGCUGCUGGCGCUCGUGCCGCUCUGCUGGUUCGCCAACAUCGUGGUCCGCGAGUUCUACGACCCGACGGUGCCCGUGUCGCAGAAGUACGAGCUGGGCGCCGCGCUGUACAUCGGCUGGGCCGCCUCGGCGCUGCUCAUGUGCGGCGGCGGGCUCGUGUGCUGCGGCGCCUGGGUCUGCGCCGGCCGCCCCGACCUCAGCUUUCCGGUCAAGUACUCGGCGCCGAGGCGGCCCACGGCCAGCGGCGACUACGACAAGAAGAACUACGUCUGAGGGCGCCAGGCACGGCGGGGCCCGUCCCACCAGCCACGCCCGCGUGCCCUGGGAGCUACCUGGGAGCUAACCCCGCAGAGACUGCGGCCUCCGCUGGGGCCCGCUGCGCACAGGCUCCGCUCGACGACCGGCUUUGUGCACGCGGCAGGCACCCGCAGCCUGGCCUCUCCAGCCGCCAGCGGUCAGGCCCUGCCCUGACCAGACGACACGCCCUCGUGAGGACUUGGUCACUUUCCUUCUCUGUGAGCCCAGCUGGGAUUCCAUGGGCAGAGUGGGCACCAGACUGAAGAUGCCAGAUGAAGAUGCUUCCCUGGCACUGGGGGUCUUGGCUGCUGCCUAACUCCCCAGUGGCUCCCACUGAGUCCAGAGGGGCAAUGGAGAGCCUGGGGCCCCAGCCAGGGCUGCUGGAGGGAUGUGUACAGCUGGCCUUACCCUAUCAGCGGGGCCUGUGCCCAGGGGACCAACGGACUGAGCCCAAAGGACCAACUUCCCUGUCUCACCCCAGCUGCUCCCCAGGCAAGGCUUGUGGGCACCAGAGUGUGAAGCUGGGGCCUGCCCUCCUCUGCGGCUUGUGGGGUGGGAGUGGGAGGUUAAGAAUUUGCUUAGUAAA
Propithecus coquereli (Coquerel's sifaka) is the source of this 1371-nucleotide messenger RNA. It is a transcript of the gene CLDN5, whose product is annotated as claudin 5. Lineage: Eukaryota; Metazoa; Chordata; Mammalia; Primates; Indriidae. The record is from RefSeq and is a predicted model, not a curated record. The transcript has a single exon. Gene Ontology annotation, molecular function: structural molecule activity. Gene Ontology annotation, biological process: bicellular tight junction assembly; cell adhesion. Bases 105 to 761 code for a protein of 218 amino acids. Gene Ontology annotation, cellular component: plasma membrane; bicellular tight junction.